Chelonoidis abingdonii (Abingdon island giant tortoise) is the source of this 1017-nucleotide messenger RNA. The record is from RefSeq and is a predicted model, not a curated record. NCBI's taxonomy places the organism in Eukaryota, Metazoa, Chordata, Testudines, Testudinidae.
UCCCAGCAUGCCAUGGGGCACGGUCAGGAGCUGCUCUCCCAGCAUGCAAUAGGGCACAGCGAAGAGGCGCUCUCCCAGCAUGCCAUGGGGCACGGCCAGGAGCUGUUCUCCCAGCAUGCAAUGGGGCACGGCCAGGAGCUGCUCUCCCAGCAUGCCAUGGGGCACAGCGAAGAGGCACUCUCCCAGCAUGCCAUGGGGCACGGCCAGGAGCCACUCUCCCAGCAUGCAGAGGGAGCGCGCCGGGUGCUGUUCGCCGAUGCCCUGGGCUUGCCCUUGACCCGCCUGCGGCGCUACCAGCCCUGGCCGCUCCCCUCUCCCGAGUCGCCCCCCGAGAUACUGCCCCCCACCGGCCAGCUGCCCCCCAUGCCCUACCUCCUGCCUGCCUUCGUGCUGCCCCCAGCAGGACAGGGCGAGCCGGAGCGGCUGGCGAGGCUGCGCCGGGCCAUGGUGGAGCUGGAGGAGGUGCUGGCGCCGGGGCCAGGCGAGCCGUGGCUGUUACGGGGCACCGUGCGGGUGCUGAACGUGGCCUACCGCAAAGCCGUCCACGUGCGGGCCACCCAGGACUGCUGGCGCACCUACUGCGACCACCCCGCCCGCUACAUGCCGGGGGGCUCGCCCGACGGGGGGCUGAGCGACCGCUUCGCCUUCUGCCUGCCUUUCGGCCCGGGCCAGCGGGAGGAGGAGGAGGAGGAGGCCGACGCCCGCCUGGAUUUCGUGAUCCGGUACCAGACCGACGAGGGCGUCUACUGGGCCAAUAACCAGGGCAGGAACUACAGCGUGGUGAUGAAGGGCCUGGCACCCCCCCGGGCGCCCCCCAGGACCGCCCGCCAGGACGGCGCCGCCCGGCAACUGAAGAGUUGCAUGAGGCUGGAGAGGAUGAGGCUGUGCGAGGAGGAGCCAAGCCAUGAAGACACACCUAACCCUGCCCGCAAGGAAGAAGGGAGCCCUGAAAGGGAGACACGAAGAGACUCGCCCUCAGCUCCCACGGGACAGGUAAGAACUGCCGGAAACAGGGUG